Molecule: messenger RNA, 2185 nt
Organism: Oncorhynchus masou masou (cherry salmon)
Lineage: Eukaryota; Metazoa; Chordata; Actinopteri; Salmoniformes; Salmonidae
Product: protein NATD1-like
Exons: 3
Coding region: 120-452 (110 amino acids)
Source: RefSeq, a predicted model, not a curated record
UUGGGAAAGACUGCGCACAGCCACGAGCGAGAAUAUCGAUAUGGCUUUACGAAAAGUUGAUUUUUCGCGUCUAUGCAUUGAACAGCACACCUCAUUCUGUAAAAGUUUUGAAUACUCAUAUGUCUGCCUUUAGUGUAUUGAGUCCUAACACCGAUUUGAGAGUAAAACAUGACCGACAGAACCUCUGCUUUUCUAUCAACCUGGACGGCGAAGGACAUCAGGAUAGUGCGGUGCUGCGCUACAAAUUUACGAGCAAGAAGGAGGUAGAUCUACUGUCAACUUAUGUACCCGAGUCUUUCAGGGGCAAAGGUGUUGCAGCUCUUCUGUCAAAGGCUGCCAUGGAUUUUCUAGUGGAAGAAAACCUCAAGGCCCAUAUAUCUUGUUGUUAUAUUAAGAAAUAUGUUAAGGAAACCCCACUUCUUGAUUAUAAGGAUUUAUUAUCAUCUGAAUAAACUGCAUCCUUGAUGAAUAGUGGUUGGAAAGAAUGGUAAUUGUAAAAAUACAUAAUACUUUAUAAUAAUGUAUUCAGUAUUUACAGUGCAAGUCAAAAGUUUGGACACACCAAUUCAUUCAAGGGUUUUUCUUUAUUUUUACUAUUUUCUUCAUGGUAUAAUAAUAGUGAAGAUAAUCAAAACUAUGAAAUAACACAUGUAAUCAUGUAGUAACAAAAAAAGUGUUAAACAAAUCAAAAUAUAUUUUAGAUUCUUCAAGGUAGCCUUGAUGACAGCUGACAGAAACGGACAGAUGACAGAAACGGAAGUCCACCAUUACUUGAAGACAUAAAGGUCAGUCAAUCUGGAAAAUGACAAGAACUUUGAAAGUUGUACAGUUGCAAAAACCAUCAAGCGCUAUGAUGAAACUGGCUCUCAUGAGGACCACCAUAGGAAAGGAAGACCCAGUUACCUCUGCUGCAGAGGAUAAGUUCAUUAGUUACCAGCCUCAGAAAUUGCAGCCCAAAUAAAUGCUUCACAGAGUUCAAGUAAAAGACACAUCUCAACAUCAACUGUUCAGAGGAGACUGCAUGGUCUUCAUGGUCAAAUUUCUGCAAAGAAACCACUACUAUAGGACACCAAUAAUAAGAAGAGAAUUGCUUGGGCCAAGAAACACGAGCAAUGGACAAUAGGCUGGUGGAAAUCUGUCCUUUUGUCUGAUGAGUCCAAAUGUGAGAUUUUUUGUUCCAACCGCCAUGUGUCUUUUUGCAACACAGAGUACGGAUGAUCUCUCAUGUGUGGUUCCAACUGUGAAGCAUGGAGGAGGAGGUGUGAUGGUGUGGGGGUGCUUUGCUGGUGACACUGUCAGUAAUUUAUUUAGAAUUCAAGGCACACUUAGCCAACAUGGCUACCACAACAUUCUGCAGCGAUAUGCCAUCCCAUCUGGUUUGCGCUUAGUGGGUUUAUCAUUUGUUUUUAAACAGGACAAUGAUCCAACACACCUCCAGCCUGUGUAAGGGCUAUUUGACCAAGAAGGAGAGUGAUGGAGUGCUGCAUCAGAUGACCUGGCCUCCACCAUCACCCGAUCUCAACCCAAUUGAGAUGGUUUGGGAUAAGUUGGACUGCAGAGUGAAGGAAAAGCUGCAAACAAGUGCUGAGCAUAUGUGGGAACUCCUUCAAACUGUUGGAUAUGCAUUCCAGGUGAAGCUGGUUGAGAGAAUGCCAAGAGUGUGCAAAGCUGUCAUCAAGGCUACCUUGAAGAAUCUCAAAUAUAAAAUAUAUUUUGAUUUGUUUAACACUUUUUUGGUUACUACAUGAUUCCAUAUGUGUUAUUUCAUAGUUUUGAUGUCUUCACUAAUAAUCUACAAUGUAAAAAUACAAAUAAAGAAAAACCCUUGAAUGAGUAGGUGUGUCCAAACUUUUGACUGUAUGUGUAUAUAUAUACAUAUUGAUUAUCAGCCUGCUUUCAGUCUACCUUAUUUUGCAUUCUCUGACCUUUGAGAAAUAUUUAUUCAGGAGUACGUUCAAUGAGAGCCCAAAAUAAGCAACCAUGUUUGAGUCACUUCAAAUGUAGCUUACUAUUUCCAUCAUAAAGGAAAAGUUAUAUUGAUAGAAAUAAUUCUUCUUUAUAAAGUGGUCUGUUGUAUUACUUGCUUGUUUAAAUUAUUUGUGAAUAAUCUCUUAAUUGUUUGUAAAUGUUUCAUUGAUUGAACAAUUGUCAUUUCUAUAAUAGAUUACAUUGAUAUCAAACACCC